Molecule: messenger RNA, 345 nt
Organism: Paramecium sonneborni
Lineage: Eukaryota; Ciliophora; Oligohymenophorea; Peniculida; Parameciidae
Source: the annotation of a GenBank genome assembly
AUGAUAAAAAAUUAAAAAUUAAAGAAUAUAGAUUUAAAGGAGAAAAAUUAUAAAAUAAAACCAAUGAUCUUCAAAGAUAAAUGGAUACUUCAGAUAAAAAUGACAAAUUCAAGAAAAUUAUUCAAAGAAAAUAUCUUAAAUUUCAUAAGAAUUAAAUCUAAUUAAUCAAUAAAAAAUUAUAAGCUUAAUCUAAAUGAACAGAAAAUAAACUAACUGCUAUAAGAAAUUCAGAUUAAAUAAAUUAAGUUAAAAUAAAAUAAUAUAUUUACAAAUUUUGAGAAAAAGACUCAAUAAAAUCAGACAAUCAUUAAAUAAUUAUAAUUAAGAAAAUCAAAAUCUUUCUGA